UUAAUUUUCAAGAUUGUCGAGGAUUGCACGUGUUUUUUUUUUUUGCAUUACACAUUUUUCUGAUCAUCAUGUCAUUUUUUAUUCGUCGGAAGAAAGAUGAAAACAAACACGUUAAAGCUAAGAAAGGAAGAAAUCAUUCUGAAGCUGUUGGUAGGAAGAAAGAUGGUCCGCCGAGGAAGAAGAAGAAAAUUGUAGAUGAAGAGAUUGAAAGUGACUCCGAUAUAGAGAAUGAUGAAGGAGCUGAGAAGCAAGCCUUCAGUUCGGAGGAGGAGGAGGAGGAGACGGCACAGGAGAAGAAACUGCGACUCACGAAACAGUAUCUGGCCAAGAUGGAGGCUCAUGAGGCUGAGCUACAGGAAGAUGAAGCUGGACUUAAAGACGCAAUAUCUCACCGACUCAAAGAGGAGUUGUUGGAGCAGACUGGUCGACUAUAUAAAGAAGUUGCUGACAAGUACCUGCCUCCAGACCCUGGAGAAAUAAAAGUGUUACGAGGUCACCAGUUGUCCGUUACGUGUGUUGUCAUCUCUCCAGACAGUCAAUGUAUUUUCUCCGCAGCCAAAGAUUGUUCCAUUAUAAAGUGGAAUGUAGAACAAGGUAAAAAGAUGCAUGUUAUACACGGUGGUCGUAAGGGAACUGAGAAAAGACACACGGGUCACACAGGACACGUGUUGAGUUUGGCAAUAUCAUCAGAUGGGAAAUACUUGGCAUCAGGUGAUGCCAACAAGUUAAUCCACAUUUGGAAUCCAGACAACUGUGAGUUGAUACAUACGUUUGAAGGGCACAGAGGACCAGUUACAGGUCUGUCUUUCCGAAAGGGGUCCCAUCAGCUGUUCAGUGCAUCCCAUGACCGAUUUGUCAAAGUGUGGAACUUGGAUGAAAUGGCCUAUGUAGAAACAUUGAUUGGUCAUCAGGAUGCUAUAACCGGUAUUGACAGUUUGACGAGGGAACGGGCUCUCACAUGUGGAGGUCGGGACAACAGUAUUAGGAUCUGGAAAAUCAUCGAGGAGUCUCAGCUUCUCUUCCUUGGUCAUGGAUCUUCCAUAGAUUGUGUGUCACUUAUUAAUGAAUCAAACUUUGUUUCUGGUGCUGAUGACAAUUCUAUAUCUCUGUGGGGAGUGAUGAAGAAGAAACCGCUGUUUACUGUGAAGAACGCUCACGGGUCCCAGAACCCCAACAGUGCGCAAAACCCUGACACUACUCAAAACAAGCAGACUUCAGUUUACCAAGAGAAUUGGAUCACUUCCAUAUCAUCCAUGCAGUACACAGAUUUGAUUGCUUCAGCAGGGUCUAAAGAUGGCUGCGUCAGGUUCUGGAAGUGUGGAGAAGACUUCAAAUCACUCAAGCAAAUCUUUUCAGUUCCACUGAAAGGGUUUGUGAACUGUGUGAAGUUCUCCGGUGAUGGUCAGUUCGUGGUGGCCGGCAUCGGACAGGAACACCGUCUGGGUCGGUGGUGGAGGCUAAAGGAGGCCAAGAACUCUGUGUGUGUUAUUCCACUUCACAAGAAAGAGAAGGAGAAGACAUGACCUUCUAACUAACACUUGAAUAAAACACUUGUAAUAUA
Gigantopelta aegis is the source of this 1561-nucleotide messenger RNA. RefSeq names its product U3 small nucleolar RNA-interacting protein 2-like. Bases 69 to 1523 code for a protein of 484 amino acids. The transcript is spliced from 14 exons. Lineage: Eukaryota; Metazoa; Mollusca; Gastropoda; Neomphalida; Peltospiridae. Gene Ontology annotation, cellular component: small-subunit processome. The record is from RefSeq and is a predicted model, not a curated record. Gene Ontology annotation, molecular function: snoRNA binding; protein binding.